GGUAGUGGGGCACAAUGGCGGCGGGGCCUGGUGUUUCUAUGCAGAGCGGCAGCCCUGCGAGAGAACUUUCUCUCUCGGUUCAGCCAGGAGGGAAUCAGCCUCAUGGGGAACGGGUCAGAUCCGAAGAGGUGACAGAGGCAGAGAAGCAGAGUCGGAUGGCUGCUCUGCUGGAGAAGCUUCAUGCCAAACACAAUGCGUCACGGCCAUGGCAGGAGACCUGCAAGGUUGUGCGACAGGCUAUGGAGAAACGUGGUGUGAUGAAUGCUUCAGGUCACCAGCUCCUGCUCACAUGCUUGGAGACCCUGCAGAGAGCGCUGAAAGUCUCAUCUCUGCCCUCCAUGACGGAUCGCCUGGAAUCCAUCGCUCGGCAAAACAUGCUUGGCUCUCACGUCAGCCCAUCAGGGACAGAGUGUUACAUCACAACAGACAUGUUUUAUGUGGAGGUGCAGCUGGACACCGGUGGCCAGCUCGUGGACGUCAAGGUGGCUCAUCAGGGAGAAAACCCUACGAGUUGUCCUGAGCUGAUUCAGCAUCUAAGGGAGAAAAACUUUGAAGAGCUUUCCAAACAUCUGAAGGGACUGGUUGAACUUUACAAGCUCCCUGGGGACAAUAAGCUGAAAACCAAGAUGUAUAUAGCACUGCAGUCGCUGGAGCUUGAUCUCACAAAGAUGAUGCACAUGUUUAGGUUAGCAACCAAUGCUAAUGCAGUGGAAACAAUUCUUCAUGGGAGUGUUGGCUUGCUGACAGCCAGGAGUGGUGGCCAUCUUGUUUCUCUGCAGUGUUACGUGUCCCCGUAUGACAUAUUUGAGGAGGGACCGGGCUCACAGCUCAACUUACCAGAUGGCAAUGUUCCACGCUCGCUGGGUAUCGGUGUAUCUGUGACGAUUGAGGGAACCUCUGCCAUCUACAAGCUUCCGAUUGCCCCGCUCAUCACUGGAUCCCACCCAGUUGACAACAAAGGGACACCUUCCUUUUCCACUGUGACCAACUCAAACUGUGUGGACCUGCCAGCUUGUUUUUUCCUCAAGAUGAACCGCCCCAUGCCUUUCUCACUGUCCUUUAUUCAGAGACUAGGCAAUGCUACAUCGAUCCCAGUGUUUGAGAGCUCCCCCAGCCUCUCACCUCUCUACCAGUUAAUUGUCCAGAGCCAACACCAACUUCAGGAGGAGGGCAGCUCCACAUCGCCGCCCUCCCACAACAUGCACUUCUAUUCUGUGUUGCCAGACCAGCAGCACUGUUACUUCCUGAAUGGUGAUGCCCCGGUGCAAGACGGUCGCUCUCUUCAAGGAGCACUGGUGUCCAAGAUCCCCUUCCGCCACCCAGCACAAGUGCCACUCUUGUUGGAUAUCAUCCGGCACCAGGCAGCCUAUAACACCUUGAUUGGCAGCUGUGUGAAGCGAACUUCCAUCAAAGAAGACAGUGCAGGCCUGCUGCAGUUUGAAGUAUGUCCUCUUACUGACUCAAGUUUCAGCGUCUCUUUCCAGCAUCCAGUGAAUGAGUCAUUAGUCUGUGUGGUAAUGGAGGUGAUUGACUCCAGACAGGUGUCCUGCAAACUUUAUAAAGGAUUGUCAGAUGCUCUGAUCUGUACUGAUGAAUUUAUUACCAAAGUGGUUCAGAGAUGCAUGUCAAUCCCUGUAACCAUGCGGGCCAUUCGGAGGAAAGCGGAGACCAUCCAGGCAGACACUCCAGCCCUCUCACUAAUUGCACAGACAGUGGAGACCAUGGUGAAAAAUAACCUGCCACCCUCCGGUAGUCCCACCUACAACAUGGCAGCAGGCGAUGGAACUAACCCUAUGGGACUGCCUGGGCUCGCAGGGGGCAACACACCUACUGGAGGAGGACCACCUGGGGGGCCUAAUUUUGGAGGUCCAAUUACUUCUCUGUUUGCAGUUUCCCGAACAGAGAGGCAAGCCCAAGGAGAGUGCCUAACCCAAGGAGGGGUGGCUGGACAGCAACAGCAGCAGGCUGGUCAAGGCCAUGCAGAUGACUACAACAAAGUCACCCAGAAUCCCAUACUUACUAGUCUAUUACAGAUAACUGGAAGUGUGGGCUCAAGUCCUAGCUCCCAGAAUGCACCACCACCCCACCAAACUCCUCCCCCAACAUCCUCCCCUGCCAGCAACACAAAGAACCAUCCCAUGUUGAUGAACUUGUUGAAAGACAACCCCUCACAAGAUUUCGCCACUUUGUAUGGUUCUAGUCCACUAGAGAGGCAGAAUUCUUCGUCUGGCUCCCCACGGACAGAGAGCAUGAGUGGCGCCUGUCCUGGAGGUAGCACAAAGGGGAAGAAGAAGCGCCCGCGGGGCACAGAAAAGGGUGGUGUGAUGCCUGGAACUGGUGCAGGUGGUGGUGGAGGCGGCGGUUUAGGCAUGAAAUCCCAACCAGGAUCUUCCAUGCCGCAGCACCAUCAGCACCAUCAAGUCUCGCAUGAGGAUGACUUCCACCGUGAGCUCCUUUCUAUGGAUGUGGAUGCAUCACAAAAUUCUAUCUUUGAUGUUAACUUGACUGGUGAUGGCCUGGACACUCCACAUAGCAUCACGCCAGCUCCUAGCCAAUGCGGAACACCACCUUCUGGCCCCAACAUGCCUUAUCCACAGUCCCAUGUCCAGUCUCAGCAACAGCAACCACCAGGUGCUGUACCGCCUCGUAUGGUCCGCCUGUCUAGCUCUGAUAGCAUUGGACAUGAUAUCACCGAAAUCUUGUCAGAUUUGCCCGAGCAGACAGGCAAAGGCAGUGGUGGGAGCCAUGGGCAGCACCCCAUGGGCAGCGGUGGGGAGGAUGGAGGCCCUCUAGGUACCCCCAUCCGUGACUCUUCCAGCUCCGGUCAGGGCAGUGCAGUGUUCGACUCGGCAGACAUCUUCAACACCAACAGCAAUGAGAAUCCUUUCACGGAUGCUGCUGACCUGAUUGCUGAGGCGGCUGCAACUGCCGCCACGCCCACCAGUGAUUCUUCUUCCACCAACUUCUUCCCUGAUGCUGCUGACUUUAACCCUGACCUUCUGACCUCAGGCCAUGGCUUCUCCCAGAACUACUUUGACGACAGCUCUCCAAGUGCAGAUGUAGAUAUGGACCUGGUCAAAGGUUUUGGUGGAAGUAGCCAGCAGAACACCCCAUCAGGAACACCUCAGAAUCCCACUCCACAUGGGCAGAGCACCCCAGAGCCCUCACUGAAGGACCCUUUUGAUAUGGGGAUAGUUUUUGGAGGUGGUAACAGUGGUGGUGGUAAACCGCUUCUCGGGCAGGCUCCUGAUUUGGGAGACACACAUGGCGGAGGGUCCCAGAGCCCCCUCAUAAUGGGCCUCGCAGCUGCAUGUGCUGAGUUUAAAACUUCAGAACCCAAAGUUAAACAGCCACAGGGACUUAUGCGACCAAAGGAUGACAAUGGGGGUAGCGGAGGGAGUAGUUCUGGGAUGGGGAUGGGGAGCAGUUCAGGAGAGGGCAAACAGGUCAAACGUAGCAGGACCCCAUCCAGUGAGGGAAAGUCUAAAGAAAAACCUCCAAAACGCAAAAAGCUGGACCCUGAUGGGAAGUCCCCCUCUCACAGCUCAGGGGGGCGGCCAUAUACGCCUCCUAGUGGUGGCUCAGGCUCUGGGGGAAGCAUGAGUGGAGGAGGCUCCAAGUCUCCUGGUAGUUCAGGACGCUCGCAAACUCCUCCUGGUGGUGCCACACCCCCAAUUCCCAAAAUCACUAUUCAGAUCCCAAAAGGGACCAUAACUGGGGGGAAAACAUCAUCCCAUAGUGGGUACACCUCCAGUAGCUCAGCCUCAAGUAGCACCGGUGGAGCUGGGGGAACCAGCAGCAGCAAAAGCCAUCAUUCUCACUCAUCUUCCUCUGGGAAGAUCAAGUCCAAAGAAGGCUCCACAACACAAGGCAACAGCUCCAAGCCAGGGAGUGGAGGGAUGGGAAGUGGAGGAGGGCCAUCCCAGUCUAAAGGUUCCUCCCAAGGGAUGGGUGUUGGCAAACCAGGAUCCUCCCCAAUCACCAAACAUGGGAUGUCUGGGCCUGGAGGUAGUGGUGGUGGAAUUGGAAGUGGUAAUAAAAUGAAGACUCAGGGAGGGAAGCCUACUGGUUCUCUUAUGAAUCCCAGUAUAAAGCCCAACAUCUCCCCUUCUCACUCCCGCUCCAGUAGCUCUGGUGACAAAUUGUCCUCUCCUAUGAAAAUGCAGCAGUCCCAGGUUCCAGGAACACCUCCUUCUUCCAAGGCUAAAUCGCCAAUGGGUUCAGGAGGUGGUAGCUCUGGGGGGUCCAAGUCUUCUUCUAGUGGAGGAAUGGGCUCCCAGAAGCCAAUGGGUGGGGGCUCCUCCUCUGGUUCCACAUCUUCCUCAUCAUCCUCAAGCUCCUCAUCAUCUUCCGGUUCCAUGAACUUCUCAGGCUCCCAGUCUCAGUAUGGUGGAGGUGGAAGUGGAGGGGGAGGUGGGGCAGGAGGAGGAAGUGGAGGCGGGGGCAGUGGUGGAGGAGGAAGCGGUGGAGGAAGCGGGGGUGGAGGUGGAAGUAGUGGAGGAGCUGGCCAGAACAAUGCAAACAACCCCAACGCCAAAGGGAAGUCUCCCAGUCGGAACAAGAAACCGUCUCUCACAGCAGUCAUAGACAAGCUGAAGAGUGUCGGUGGAGGAGGUGUAGGGGAGGAUGGAUGUGAGGUAGGGCCACCGGGAGGAGGAAAUGGUUCAGGAUCUGCUCCUGGUGGUGGUGGUCCUGGAAAUGUUCCAGGCAGUGGACCUUCAAACAUGGGUUCUUCGAAGCAUGCCUCCCAAAGUGGAGAGUAUAAGCGUGAAAAGUCUGAUAAAGAGGCAAAAGCAAAAGUGUCUGUUUCUGGUGGGAACAGUGGGGAUAAGAAGCUAAUGGACCCAAAAUCAGGCGGGGGAAGUGCGACCGGUCUAGCCAAAAUUAUCAUUAGCAAACCUGAUGGUGGCUCACCAAGCAUCAAGGCCAAAGUGACCCUCCAGAAAGCAGGGGAUGGAUCUGGCGACUCGAUGCGUCCCCAAAUAUCUAGUCUCAAAGCCUCCCCCCUCUUCAGUGGCUCCACUCCCAAGCAUGACCGAUCCUCCCCGAGCCACAGCCGCUCGCCAGGAUACACGCCGCUCAACCACGACAGCGAGAGCGAGUCGGGCAGCAGCUCAGUUGCCGAAAAGUCCCACCAGAACAGCCCCAGCUCGGAUGACGACCAGACCAUGCGCCCGCUUCCCCCACAGGACUACAUGAGCUCCAUUCCUCUCAGCUCAGGGGAAAAGCACAAGAAACACAAGAAGGAGAAGAAGAAGCAGAAAGAGAGGGAACGGGAGAGGGACAGAGACAGAGAACGGGACAGGGACAAAGAGAAAAAGAAGUCCUCUAUGUCCAUGGGGCCGUCCUCGCAUCCAAUAAAAGCAGACAGUUGGUCCCGGUCCCCUAUCUCAGCUUCAGAUUCAUCUUUGUCUAUGCUGGGUUCGGAGCGCCCAUCCCGGCCCAGUCCAAUGUACAUGAGGAAUGAAGAUGAUGACCUCAUGGACUCAGCUCUCACUGGUAACCUUUAAUUUAAUUUUUUUUUUCUCUCGGUUUUAACACAUGCCUUUUAACAUACAAAGGAAACUUCUAUUUAUUUAACUCAAGCCACAAUUUGGGACUCGAUAUAAGAAUACUGUGGCUCUCUGAGUGAUCAUUGUCCUGUUUAAGCUGCAUUUUAAUGACAUAUUUUACUGUUUUACUAUCAAUGUGUAAUAUUUAGGGUUUGGGAAGCCGAUUGUACAUGAAGUUGGUUAUCCAAAUACAAACUUCCUUAAGCUUUAUUAAGGAAACAGAUUUAAACAGUAUAUUUUCAAAGAAAUUAACAUUAUUUUUGUCUUUCUUGUGAUGUCAGAAGUUCUUUUCUUUUCACAUUUAAUACAUUUUCUGCUCUUCAUAAUUAAUUGGUGUUUCAUACAAACAUGCCAGAUUGCCACUUAUUAAGUAUGUCUGCUGUUAAAGAAAACAAAGUAUUGUAAAAGAAGGAUACAGUGUUCAGAUGCCUUGUUUUUUUCAGAUAAAACUGGGAAUUUUGUAGAUUUUGAUACAUUUUGAACUGUUGAUGUGCAAGUUAGUAAUAGGUGAAGAAGACUGCAACUGAUGAUGAUGAUGAUGAUGAUGAUGAUGGAGAAAAAGAGAUGCUGUUAAUUUUUUAACUGUAGAAGAUUUGGAAGCUUGAAAUAAACAUUUCACUUCUGGAAAAA
Molecule: messenger RNA, 6182 nt
Organism: Centropristis striata (black sea bass)
Lineage: Eukaryota; Metazoa; Chordata; Actinopteri; Perciformes; Serranidae
Gene: med1
Product: mediator complex subunit 1
Exons: 16
Coding region: 15-5510 (1831 amino acids)
Biological process (GO): regulation of transcription by RNA polymerase II; cellular response to thyroid hormone stimulus
Cellular component (GO): mediator complex
Molecular function (GO): nuclear thyroid hormone receptor binding; nuclear retinoic acid receptor binding; nuclear vitamin D receptor binding
Source: RefSeq, a predicted model, not a curated record